AUGUCGGAAGCUGUUCGAGGAUCUGACAGUCCAUGGAGAUCAGACUGGGACAACAUGACUCAGGUGGAGGGAGAGAUGAGACCAAGAGAGUCUAUAUCUAAGGAACUGUUUUUUGAGGCAUUUAAGGAGGACCCGGAGCGGGUGUAUCGAGAGAUUGCCAACUUCAUGGACGAAGCACGAGAUACCCUGAACAGGGUUAGGAACGAGCGAGAUGAAAUCCAAAGACAAGUGUAUGAACUUGGCCAGCAGGUGGAUAGCCUGAUAGAGGAACGGAACACCCUACAGCAGAUUGUGAUCUCCUUGGCCUUGCAAGCCGGACCAGCAGAGGCGCAGAAGGCGCAGCGAUCCGCGAAGCUCGACAAUCCUAAGCACCUCACUGAUGGGAAAGAACCAAUAUUUGAAAUCUGGCUCUCAAGAAUGAAACGCAAGCUGGCUGUUAAUGCCGACCACUUUCCGACAGAAGAAAGCUGUAUUGACUAUAUUGAAACCCGAACAGAAGGUGAUGCUGCAAGGCACCUAGCUCCGAGAAUGAGAGAAGACCACCCUGAAAAGUUUGAAACUGCAGAGGAAGUGUUUGAAUACCUGCAGUGGGUCUACGAGGACGUCACAAUCUUUUGA
This is a messenger RNA of Paracoccidioides brasiliensis Pb18, 618 nucleotides long. RefSeq lists its product as uncharacterized. The transcript has a single exon. The coding region runs from base 1 to 618 and encodes 205 amino acids. The record is from RefSeq and is a predicted model, not a curated record.